Cladophialophora carrionii CBS 160.54 is the source of this 2205-nucleotide messenger RNA. RefSeq lists its product as uncharacterized. The transcript has a single exon. Lineage: Eukaryota; Fungi; Ascomycota; Eurotiomycetes; Chaetothyriales; Herpotrichiellaceae. The record is from RefSeq and is a predicted model, not a curated record. Bases 1 to 2205 code for a protein of 734 amino acids.
AUGUUCACCCUUCCUUCAGCACGCCGAUUCUUGCUCCCAGCGGCCGUCAUCCUCAUACUCCUGGUUAUUCUCCGUGUUCUCGCAGACACAGGAUCCCUCAGAUCAUCGCAUGAUGCACUCCUCCAAGCGGCGCUACAGAGAGAGCUCUCCAACAGUGCGAAAAUCACCCUCCUCUACAACGCGUCUGCUCAUCCUCACCUCUCUGCUGGCCGUAAGACCACUUACCGCCCGCCGUCACACGCGCUGCCCCUCCCACUGGCUCACCCUGUGAUCAAGCAGUUCACGCACUGCCCCAUCCCAGCGAACGAGCACACCUCGCAUAUCCGACUCCCUGAGAUUCUGUACAAUAUCAGCCUCACCCCGACUUCAGCCUCAUCUGAACUUGACAAGCGGGCUGAAGACCAGAACGGAGGACAGCUCGAUUCGCCGCCCACGGCCAAGACCAGCACGACGCGUUUCUUCAACCCGGCGAUAAUCCCCUUGCCCUACUGGGCGCACCCGGCGCGAUAUAUCCUCGUUUCCCGCGUCGUGACGUCGGGCUUCCACCAGGAAUCGCAGAUCUGUCUCGCGGACAUUUGUCUGCCUCAACAACAACAACCCUCCUCCUCCUCCUCCUCUGCAUCCACGUCACAAGGUCAGACUCACCUCCCGCCUGACACCCGCCCGUGCACGCCCUCGGAUCAUUUCCACCUCGGCAGUGGUGGUGGUUUAAGGUGCGUUAGCGAGCCGCUCAAGAUAAACAUCCCGCCCACGCCGGCAGAGAAGUGCGAGGACGCGUGGCUCGCGUUCCCUGAUAUACCUGGAUUCCACGAUCCUAGGGUGUUUUGGAGCGACAAGGGGGAACCGUUGAUCCUGGUGAAUAGCGCGAGUCGAUAUGGAUGUGUGGGGCUUUGGAUUGUGGACUUGAGGGUCGUUUAUCCAGUACUUGAGACGAUCCUGAGUCGGGAGGACAGCGCUCUGGGGGUGGUGAGGAGAGAUAGCGGCGGAGAGGAAGGGAGCGAGGUGGCAGGGAAUGGUGUUAGUCUUGGGUUCAAGCCGUCGAUGAGCUAUCCUCACCUCACAGAGAUCACUAGGAAUCCGCGGGGGAGUCGGGCCAGCGUGGAAAAGAACUGGGUGUUGUGGUUUCCGAGUGGUGAAGAGGCGUAUGUGCAAUAUGACCUGUUGGGUGAUCCUCUGCUGAGUAAAGACGAAGCUGGACUGGAGGCGGGACAAGACCUAGAAGGGCUCCCAAGACUAGGCCUCGGAGGGAAUCAAUCGCAAGAUUACCGGUAUUCGAAUGUCACGAAAAUCACGGGCCAUGCGAAUAACUCGACGACGAAGCCAAGGACGAAGGAAAGGAGAACAUGGAUGGAAAAGGAGAGGCGCGGAGGUCGAACAUUCUCCAAACUCAUUGGCAAUGGCUUCACCACACCGAACCUUACUCAUCCACAUGAGCAACCCUGCUUUUCAGCAGAAGAGGGGGAUUUUGAAGACUCUUUCGGCAGUAUCGGCCACUGGCACCAGGGCUCCAACUCUUUGCGGCUAAUAUUGUGCACGAGAGCACAAGCUCGCACCGAUCCAGCGUGUCGAGAUGACGAUUAUACCGAUGACGACAAUACCGGCGGUGAGACAACAGGCGCCGUGGCAGGUGGUCGCUCAGUACACUUUGCGAUUAUACAUCGGAAGUUCAGUAACGAGCUGGACCUGCCACUGCGCUACGAGAGGUACGUGGUUGUGUGGGAGGGCAGAGAGCCAUUUCAGAUCCUGGGUGUCAGUCGCUUGCCGUUGUUGAUGAGGGACGAAUGGGCGAAGCCAUGGACCAAGGACGAAAACUGGCCGGUCAGCGGAGAAGCAGAGCUAAAGAGAAAGUCGAAUGCAACCAUGAGGAUGGCCGACAGAGGAGGAGGAAGCAAACUCAUGAGACGGGGCAUACAUGAACGGGAGAUUGGUGAAGACGACGGGUUCGACAAGAGCCCGGCGUAUUUUACAUACACGCCGAGUCUAGCCUGGACUUGGAGCCCACAUUCUGCAGCCGCCAACCAGGAUCAUGAGAACGACGAUGUCGAUUACAUGUCUCAGCUGGGAACUGGGUAUCUGGGAGACGACGUACUUGUUGGUAUUGGUCUGGACGACGUGAAUCAGGCCUUUGCUCGAGUCAAGGUAGACAGCCUUCUGAACUGUCUGAGGCUGUGCCCUGGUGUUCGAUUUGCUGAGGAGGCAAGUUGA